Messenger RNA from Meyerozyma guilliermondii ATCC 6260, 2286 nucleotides. RefSeq names its product putative ATPase. Gene Ontology annotation, molecular function: ATP-dependent chromatin remodeler activity; ATP binding; DNA binding. The record is from RefSeq and is a predicted model, not a curated record. Gene Ontology annotation, cellular component: nucleus. The transcript has a single exon. NCBI's taxonomy places the organism in Eukaryota, Fungi, Ascomycota, Pichiomycetes, Serinales, Debaryomycetaceae. The coding region runs from base 1 to 2286 and encodes 761 amino acids.
AUGACUACGGAAGAUCUACGCCUGUUGGUGGAACCACAGGUUAUAUCCGAGGAGCAGCGUCAGUUCAACAAACUUUCCAAAGAUAGAAAGUUGGAUAGACUUAAUACGCUUAUUCUGAAGUCUCAAAUUUAUGCCAAUAUCAUUGCUGAUAAUAUCAUUAAUAACACCUCCAAAAAGAAACGCGCCAGAAAUGAAAGUCCUCAACCUGUCAAAGCUCAGAAAACCGCCAGCGGGAAACGAGAUAUCAUGUCAAUGCUCACAAAUCCCAAACCAGAAACAACCUAUCAACCAUCGUUGAUUACUGGUGGAACCAUGAAAGAUUAUCAACUCGAUGGAUUGGAAUGGCUUCUGACAUUAUACGAGAACGGCCUCAAUGGAAUCUUGGCAGACGAAAUGGGGCUUGGAAAGACUCUUCAAUGCAUUGCAUUUCUUAGUUAUUUGAUUUCAAAUGGAGUGACAGGACCAUUUCUCGUCGUGGUUCCACUCUCCACUUUGAGUGGUUGGUUCAACGAAGUACAACGUUUCGCACCAUCAAUGAAGGUCCUCAAGUAUACAGGAACCAAACAAGAAAGACAAAAGAUAAGGCUCAAAUCAGAUUAUAAUCUUAUACUCACAUCUUAUGAAAUUUCCAUUCGAGAUUUCACCAAAUUGAACUCGGUAUCGUGGAAAUACCUUAUAGUUGAUGAGGGCCAUCGUCUCAAAAAUAGCGAAUGCCUACUUAUCAAAGUACUAAAAAAACUUGAUGUCCAAAAUAGACUUCUCAUAACAGGCACACCAUUACAAAACAAUUUAAAUGAAUUAUGGUCAUUGCUCAAUUUCAUUCUUCCCGAUGUGUUCCAUGACUUGGAAUUAUUUCAACAGUGGUUCAAUUUCGACGAGCUCACAACCAUGAAAGACGACGAAGACGACGAUGAGACAAGAAGAUUGAUAGAACUUAACAUUCAAGAAAACUUGAUUCAUAACCUUCACACCAUCUUAAAGCCAUUUAUCCUUCGCAGAGUUAAGAAGGAUGUCAUAAUGAACUUGCCUUCGAAAAAAGAGUAUUUGAUUCAUAUCCCCUUGACACUGCUUCAAAAGAAACUCUAUAAAGAUGGCUUGGAUAAUAAUCUCCAUAGAAGCAUUGUCGAAGUGAAUUUGAAAGAAUAUCUCUUUUAUAACCACUCAUCAACCUUCAAAUACCCCAGAGACGAACCUGAAAUUGACGCGUAUUUACAAAAAGCCUACGAUGAUCAGAACCUAGAGGAGCGACAAAAAGACUAUAGCUUCGUUGAAGAAGAUAGCGACGACGAAUUUGAAAGCAAGAGUCCACGAAAAUCCAAACCAAAGACGGUCAGAAUGACAAGAAAACAAAAAAUCAUUGAUGAGUGCUUCCAUAAGAUAAGCAAGCAUACGAGAAAUCUCUCACUUCAAAAUGCCGUGGUCCAAUUGCGUUCGAUAUGUAACUCACCUUACACUUUUUACGAGCCAUUUCCUCUCAAUGAUUCCAAAACCAGUAUUUUCAUGGAGGUGUUUUAUAAAAACUCGGCAAAAAUUCAGGUCUUGGACCAGCUAAUUAAUGAGCUCUUGCCAGAUCAUAAACUAUUGAUCUUUUCACAGUUUACCAAAAUGUUGGAUCUCCUUCAUGAUUGGUUAGAUUUCAAAAAUAUAGGGUUCUGUCGUCUCGAUGGAUCAACAUCUCAUGAAGAUCGGGAUACUCAGAUCGAUCAAUUCAACACUGACAAAUCUAAAAAGGUCUUUUUGUUGUCAACCAGAGCAGGCGGGUUAGGAAUUAAUUUGACAGCUGCCGAUACUGUGGUGAUAUUUGACAAUGACUGGAACCCCCAGGUUGAUUUGCAAGCGAUUGACCGUGUGCAUAGAAUAGGACAAAAGAAGCCAGUCAAGAUUUAUCGCUUCCUCAUCAAGAAUUCAGUGGAGGAGAUUCUCAUUAGCAAGAGUUAUUCUAAGCGGUUUUUAGAAAAACUUGUAAUUCAAAUGGGUCAGUUUGAGUUUAAUAAGUUUCUGAAAAUUCUUGAUAUUUCCAAUGAAGAGGCUUCAAAACUAUCAUUAAAGAAUCUUCUUGAAGUGUCGAAAAACUUUCAGUUCCUGGGCGAGACCGAAGAAGGAUCUUUUCAAGUUUCUUACGAUUUAGACGUGCAACCUGAACUGGCGGUUCUCACAGAGACAGAAUUGUCUGAGUUGAACGACAGGUCCCUUGCAUGUUAUGAGACAGAAAAGGACUACCCCAACAUCACGGUCUACGAGACUACUAAUAACAUGGAUAAUUCAUCAAUGCCGUCACAUAAAUAG